AAACCGUCCUCAAAACUCCGCUGCAGAAACCAUCACAGGAUGUUCCAUUUUAAAUUCCUCGCUUUGAUUGCGCCCGGCAGCCGUGUGGGCCAAUGCCCUCUGUCCUUUCCUUCCAAUUGUCCCUAACAUUCUUUUCUUGACACUGCAGUGUCAGUGUAUUGUAGAUCAUUCCCUCGGACUCUCACCCUCGGUCUCUCAACCCCCCUCCCCCCCGGGACGGGAUGCAGCCGUCGCUACCUUUCCUCCGGCACGCUGCCCGCCCCGCCAUCCGUCAUCUGGUGUUGCCUGCUCCGUUACCGACUGCAUGCAGCCGCUUCCUCUCACCCUCUCUGACAGGCACUAUUAGCCAACAUUCUUUCUCGCUACAACAACCCCCUUCCUUCCGACGUCCGUCAGCCAUCCGCACAAUGGCCUCCGGCUGCGCGGCCUCGGCCUCACGAGGGAACGGCCUCGAGAAGCUCCCCAACUCGUCGAUCCGCGUCUUGCGCACGGUCUCGGCCGUCCGCCGGUGGCGCCGCCCGCACCUCCUCGACCAGCGCUCCGUCGCCCUCGUCCCCACCAUGGGCGCCCUGCACGAGGGCCACCUCUCGCUGAUCCGCGCCGCCGCCCGCGAGAACCACCACGUCGUCGUCUCCCUGUACGUCAAUCCGGCCCAGUUCGGCGUGCGCGAGGACCUGGCCAGCUACCCGGUCACCUGGGACGCCGACGCUGAAGCCCUGGUCCGGCUGGACCGCGAGCUCGCCGACGAUGGUCACAACCUGGGCCGCAUCAGUGCCGUCUUCGCUCCGACGACCGCCGAGAUGUACCCCGGCGGGUUCCCCGGCCAGGAGGUGGACAGCAAAGGCAGCUUCGUCACCAUCACGCCCGUGGGCGAGCUGCUCGAGGGCCGGUCGCGGCCGACCUUCUUCCGCGGCGUGGCCACCGUCUGCAUGAAGCUGUUCAACAUCGUGCAGCCGGAGCGCGUCUACUUUGGGCAGAAGGACGUGCAGCAAACCGUGGUCAUCAAGAGGCUGGUGCGCGAUUUCAUGCUGCCCAUCGAGGUCGUCGUGUGCCCGACCGCGAGAGCCGAGGAGGACGGGCUUGCGCUGAGUUCCAGGAAUGUCUAUCUGGGGCCAAGGAGAAGGGCGGUGGCGCCCGUGCUCUACAAUGCCCUGAGGGCCGCCGAGGACGCCUAUACGGGCGGUGCCAGGGACCGGGCGACGGUCCUCGGUGCGGCCGAGAGCCUUGCGGCGCGCGUACUGGCGGAACAGACGGCGCUGGGCCCAGAGAAGAGGGUGCGCUUCGAGGUCGACUACCUCUCCCUCGCCGACCCCGACACCAUGGAGGAGCUGGAAGUCGUCGAUCCCGCAAAGGGAGGCAUUCUGAGCGGCGCGGUCAAGAUGCUGCCCGUCGAGGCCCCUGGGGAGGGUGAAGAUCUCGGCCAUAGCGGGGGCCCGCCCGUCAGGUUGAUCGACAACAUCAUCCUUCCGGGCAUCGAGACAAAGUCCGACUGAGGCACAUUAAUUUAGCCAUUAUUAUGGCAUUGGUCCGGCAUUGCUCUGCGCGCUCUUUUUUUAAUAUUUGUUUUUUUUAUAAUUUUUAGAGGGCAUAGUUGCGAGCCCAUGAAAGUCGUUAAAUGAGAAGAGUAGUAGCCACGUGCUAACGGUUUGGAUAUAGAAAGGCUCCUACUUCUAGAUAGAUGUGUAUAUCCUAGGUGGAAACUUAAAGGGUACAUGCAUACUGCUUAUUGUCGCGAAGUUUCCACUGGCGCUGGCGCUGGGUUCUGCGCUUGACUGGGCCAAGUUGGACUAGGAUUGAAACAAAACGCCACUCAAGACAAGUGCCG
Molecule: messenger RNA, 1825 nt
Organism: Thermothelomyces thermophilus ATCC 42464
Lineage: Eukaryota; Fungi; Ascomycota; Sordariomycetes; Sordariales; Chaetomiaceae
Exons: 1
Coding region: 408-1493 (361 amino acids)
Biological process (GO): pantothenate biosynthetic process
Molecular function (GO): pantoate-beta-alanine ligase activity
Source: RefSeq, a predicted model, not a curated record